GAACAUUCAAUUGAUAGAUCGAGCUAGGCUUUGAUCAACCACAGAUUCUUCAGAGAAUAGCUAGUCCCAAAUGGGUAGAAGCCCUUGCUGUGCUAAGGAAGGCUUGAAUAGAGGUGCUUGGACUGCUCAAGAAGACAAAAUUCUUUCAGAAUACAUCAGAGUUUAUGGAGAAGGAAAAUGGAGAAACAUUCCCAAAAGAGCAGGAAAUUAAUUUACCAUCUCUCUCUCUUUCUCUCUUGCUUAUAAGUAAAAAUGGUGCAUGGCUUCAUUUCUUUCCUUUUUUCUGCAGGAUUGAAGAGGUGUGGGAAGAGCUGCAGGCUUCGCUGGUUGAAUUAUCUGAGACCAGACAUUAAGAGAGGAAACAUAUCACCGGACGAGGAGGAGCUAAUCAUAAGGCUUCACAAGCUCUUGGGGAACAGAUGGUCACUGAUAGCGGGAAGGCUUCCAGGGCGAACAGACAAUGAAAUAAAAAACUACUGGAACACAAAUCUAGGCAGAAAAGUUGAAGAUCCCAAGCUUUCAAAUCACCAGUCUGGUAAGAAAAAUUUGAAGAAGCCCAAGAUCAACCCAUCAGCAGCAUCCAAGAUGGAUUUACUUGUGGCUCGGCCUAAAGCAAUUAAAUGCUCUAAAGUUGUCAUCACACAGCAGCCUUACUGUAAAGAAUCAGGGCCGUCCGUGGAUGGUGAUCAUAAUCCCCUCGACAAUUCGUUUGGUAGCAGAGAAAAUAAGCAAACACCGGACUUCGUGGUGGAUUUCAAUAUGUCGGAACUUUGCUUUCCUGAUCUUCUCAGCUCCUGCUUUCCUCCUCAUCAUAAUGACAAUGAUAUAUCUCCCUCUUCGGAACAAUCCUUAAAGUUUUCCUAUGAAAUGAUGCACGAUUGGAACAUCACCAAUCGUGUUCAACCCAAUGUUCUUCUCGACAUCCACUCUCUGGCUUCAUUUCUUGACUCUGAAGGGGAAUGGCAGGCAGAAUAGUUUAGAAAAAUAUCAAAAUUAAGAAAUAAAUCUAUUAAUGUUAUUAUGACAGUGACUGUCUUUAGCUGCUCCUCACCUAGCUAGUAAAGUUUCAUGUAAAUAAUUUCGGAUACUUUAUAAAAAUAUAACUUAGUGCUGUAUUUCCUUGGU
This is a messenger RNA of Corylus avellana, 1125 nucleotides long. NCBI's taxonomy places the organism in Eukaryota, Viridiplantae, Streptophyta, Magnoliopsida, Fagales, Betulaceae. The record is from RefSeq and is a predicted model, not a curated record.